This is a messenger RNA of Culex quinquefasciatus (southern house mosquito), 919 nucleotides long. RefSeq lists its product as uncharacterized. The record is from RefSeq and is a predicted model, not a curated record. The coding region runs from base 146 to 460 and encodes 104 amino acids. The transcript is spliced from 3 exons. NCBI's taxonomy places the organism in Eukaryota, Metazoa, Arthropoda, Insecta, Diptera, Culicidae.
AGAUUCCGGAAAUUUGACCGUUCUUGACAUUACUUUCGGCGAUUUCAACGCGCCCACAUCUACGCCUGAAUCAAGAAUACCUCAUUUGCUGCGGGACUCGAUAGUCAAAGAGAAGAGGUUGAGAAUUUUCCAGCAGUUUCCGUUGAUGAAAUGGAUGAUAGCUCGCUGGAACCUUCUAUCGCAGAACGAUGGUUAUUUGCAGGAUGGCCAGGCCACGCCCCGAGACCAGAUGUCUAAUCCCUUACAGUUUGCAUCCCGAUGGAAGGUCCAGCUGGAGCAUUCCCCGGCGCAAUCGAUCUUUCGGUCCAAACACGAUCUGGAAAGGAAUUGUUGGAUCGUCCAGUUUCGGCAUCGGCCGUUUUGCGUUCCACUGAGGAUAAACCGCAGCCGAAGUCGACGGAAACGUCGACAAGCCCCACUUCGCCUCGGGAAACACCGGCUAAUCGAAGUGAUCAGGUGACGUUGCCGAAUCUUGAAGUCAACGAUUCACCAUGUGAUGGAGGUGAUCAAAUUUUGGACGAGAGUGACGCAGUUCACCUUGCUCCAUACGACCUUCGUCUCCGAGCAGAUCGUCACGGCCGGAAACGGAAUCGCCCAAACUGGGGUGACCUUGUCAAACGUUACAAUCACGGGAUUUUCAUCCCACUUUCGGUACAUCCCGUCGAUCAGCUUUCCACAGUCGUACAUCGACAGAGCAGAACUUUUUACAGAACUUCUCAAAAAGCAUUCGAUGCCGCGAUCCAAUGCGGCUGAUGCCGUGGAUCGUGUUGUGUCGGCAAAACUCCAUAAACAGAUCUUUCAGUCCGGAUGAAGAGGAAGAAGAUGGUACUUAGAUGUAGGUUGUAGGAGUAUGAAGACAAAGAAUACGAUGUGAAUGUGUUGUAUAAACUGUGAAAAUACAAAAAAAAAAUGUUUAAAA